AUGAGACAAAAAACCUAUUCCGUUCAAACCCCUGAAGAUCUUGCCAAACUGUCCUCUGAGAAUGAUAACUUGACUGUUCUUUCGCAGCUUACAAAGGAUCAGCUGCGAAGCUCCGCUAGCAAGUGGUCAUUGCAUCACUUAAUCGCUUACCGGCUCAUCACACAACCAGAAAAAUCCUUUCUCGGGGCUUUUGAAAACGAUCACAAGCAUGAAUGUCCAAUUUGCCAGCCUAAUAAGCCGUCUACACAGCAAAUCGACGGUGAUAUGCUCGAGAGCCUGCUUCAGGGAGUUACCCGCUCAGACCUUUUAGAGUCUGAACGUAAAUUGAUGCAGCGUCCUGGGGGAACAUUUUGGAUUGCCCUGGCGCAGGCAUCAAAUGUCGCGUCCGCCCACGAUCCCGAGGCCCGCCCCUCGCGUGAAAGGCGUCAAGUUGAGAGACCUGAAUACAUCAACUCCACAGACAUCAUCAUAGGCUCUUCCUCGCCAACCCGACCAUCCUCAUCCUCGUCCUCAUCCUUUUCCUCAUCCUCUUGCUCUGACUACCAGAUGACAGUUGAGCACACUGACGAGGAUGAAAACGAAAGACUCCAGGGCAUCCCAGAGGAUAAAGCCGUCCACCUUGCGAUUAGCUUCGUCCGCUAUGUGCUGCAACUCUGUCUUAUACAGCCCGACGGGCAAAUGGAAGUCCGUGCUCGGGUAGAGCGUAUAACAGCUCGCGCGAGCAUUGCCGGGGUCAAGAACAUCACAUCCGAGGAUGACUCAGGUGUGUCUAUCUACACCAAAAAACCCACAGGCUGGUUUUUAGCACAUCCAUCCAUGGCCUUAAUCGAGGCGAAGCGAGCAUCCAACUGUAUAAGUAUAGACCCUCGGAACGGUAGAAGUAGCCCCAUAGUAUCGAACGGGACGAUAGCGCAAUAUCUUGGAGAAGCUGUAUUGACCUGGAGAGAAAAGCAAGACGAGCUUCACCAAGACAUUUUCAUAAUCGCCAUGUGCAAUACUUUCGUGCGAUUCAUCCACUUUACCUUCGGCUCGGACUACGGCGAAUAUCUCGAUGCCAGUACCGAAACGGAGCAAUUGCAGAUCGUUGGGGAUACGGCCAAAGAUACAUUCGCAUACGUGAGCUGGACGAAAUGGUUCGAUUUGCGGAUGAGUGAGGCAAGACGUAUUGCGGCGUGUCAUUUAUUGACGCUGGUCAGGUUGAAGCUCCCCAUUUGGGAAAGGAUUGAGCAUCAUGGUGGGCCGGAUGAUGCUGGUUAUGAUGGUGACGAGCAGUGA
Ustilaginoidea virens is the source of this 1275-nucleotide messenger RNA. RefSeq lists its product as uncharacterized. The transcript is spliced from 2 exons. NCBI's taxonomy places the organism in Eukaryota, Fungi, Ascomycota, Sordariomycetes, Hypocreales, Clavicipitaceae. The coding region runs from base 1 to 1275 and encodes 424 amino acids. The record is from RefSeq and is a predicted model, not a curated record.